CGUUUAAUGGCCGAAAAUGGAAACUUAAAUAACAAUAACAACAACAUUGAUGUACGAGGACAAAACACCACUAUAGUACAUUCGUCAAUAACAGCAACAACAACAACAACAACAUUAGCUAAUGAAAUAUCAUUAGAUCAGGGCCGUACGGAAAAUGAUGCCACACAUUUUCGCUUAAGAGACGUCCUCCAGUCUUCGGAUCAUCUAACUUGCUUAAGUUGCGGAGAAACUUUCGAAUGCACUUCUUUGCUGCAAGUCUACGAGCAUUACAGUGAAAAGUUUCACGAACGUUAUUAUUCUAACUGUUUAUAUUGUCAAGGUAAAGUUCAUCAGUAUUUUGACAAUAAAAAUCAUCAUAUACAUUAUUAUCACAAUUGUUUGCGUUGGAAACGUGGAGAGAAUCGUUAAAAGAUCGUCUGCAACGAAACUAUGGAUAUAAUAGAAUAUGAUGGUAAUGAGGCUUGUGGUAAAGAAGUUGAAAUCGAAACUAGAGAUAAUGCAAGUGGUGAGUCUUGUGAAUCCGAAUAUUCUGAUAAUGGAAAUUAUGACGAUGAUGCAAGCAGUAUCAGCUCACGUAAUGCAGGAAGCAGCGGUAACGGCUAUGGUAAAAGAUGGUCCAAGUCCGAAGAUAAUUUGCUUAAAAGUUUAGUAGAGCAGCAUGGAGAUCGUUGGGACCUUAUAGCUCCACAUUUUAGAGAACGUACUGAGCCUCAAGUGCAACAACGUUGGGCCCGCGUUCUAAAUCCAGAACUUAUUAAGGGCCCAUGGACAAGAGAAGAGGACGAGAAGGUCAUGGAAUUAGUAAGACGCUUUGGGCCUAAAAAAUGGACAUUGAUAGCACGUUUUCUAAACGGUCGUAUCGGUAAACAGUGCCGAGAACGUUGGCAUAAUCACCUCAAUCCGAAUAUUAAAAAGACCGCUUGGACGGAAAAGGAAGAUCGCAUUAUUUACGAAGCUCAUUUGCAAUGGGGUAAUCAGUGGGCUAAAAUUGCGAAACUUUUGCCUGGUCGCACAGACAAUGCUAUUAAAAACCACUGGAAUUCAAGUAUGCGCAGAAAAUACUACGAUAACGAGCGCAAAGUUGCCCGGCAGAUUAACGAUUUAAGGAGUUCGCGCAAUCACUUGAGAAAUCUUAUUAAGUCAGAAGCCACAAGCGAUAUAUCACUAGGGUUGUCCCUAUCAGCUCUAAUAUUACAAAGAUCACAAGAGUCAAUGUCCACUAUCCAAACAAAUGCUGAGCAAACUGGCACGACACGAUCUACUCCGAAUAUACUGAAAAGAGUAAGGCAGCCAGUACCACAGCAAGCUCAGCAGCAAAGUCCAAACAAAACAGACUUGGUUGAAGUCAAGCCAACAGUCAAAUUGCCUGAUUCUCCGGUGAUAACGCCUAUCAAACCCUUGCCUUUCUCUCCAAGCCAGUUCUUAAACUCUCCUUGUCUAACCACAUUCGAAGAUAUGAAUUUAUGCGCUAGUACACCUGUUACAAAGAAUGCAAAUCAAUUAGCUACAGAAGCUAAAACGGAACUGGAGAAUUCUUCUAUAGAAACUCCACACAAAAGUCUUUUGGGGCCUAGGACCCCUACACCUUUCAAGGAUGCAUUAGCUGCAUUGGGUAAGAAACGUCGUGGUGAACGCUACAUUCCACCCAGUCCUUCCAGUUUAGUUGAGGAUUUAGCUGAAAUUAUACAUGAAGAUCAAUUGAAUGAUUCGAAUCAGCCAAGUAAAGCAGAUGCAAACAAAAAAGAAAAUAUACCUGUUGCCCCGACAAUCGGUUCUUGUUCUAAUUCGCAAUUACCACCGCCAACCAAAAAAGCUCGCAAAUCUCUCAUCACCAGUUGGGGGGAAAAUAUAAUGCCCACUAACGGUAACUGCAACAACAACAACAAUAAUAAUAAUGACAGUUCGAAUAAUAACAUGAAGAUAGAGAAGAAACCGGUGCCGUUUGAAACCGAGACGCCCAGCAAAUUUCUAACAUCCAGUGAAUCCAUUGCUUUUUCGCCCUCGACUAUUAUGAAGGAUACCUUGUGUAGUGAGGCAGACCUAUUGCCAUCCGACGAUGCGAAAGACGAUGAGGCCAAAAAAGAGAACCAACCUGAAUAUAAUAUGGGUGGCGUUAGCGGAGUGCUACGCCCUCGUAAUGGCCCGCAAUAUUUGGAUCCUAAAUGGGAAAAGCUGGCUUGUGGUCAGACCAAAGAUCAACAGUACAUGGUGCAACAGGCUCAUGCCUGCCUUAAGAAUUUGGCUUUAAUGCCACGCUCUCUUAAUUUCGAGAAACAGAAAUAGUCAACCACGUAAUCGUACCUAAUUGCAUAUGCAUAUGUGUGUGUCUUCACACAAAUGUACCUACUUUAUUUUUAUUUUAUUUUUUUUCGGGAGGCCAAAAAUUGGUUUAUCGCUCUAGAAUAAGAUGAAAUUUGCAUACGUUUUUCUUUUUAAAAUUUUUUUUUUACUAUUGGGUUAUCUUAGAUAUUAAAAGUAAUGCAAUGCUGUCAUGGGUUUGCCAGUAAUAGAUUUAGCCCCAAAGAAUUUGUAUUUUUAUACAUUACUUACUUAUAUUAUUAUUAUUAUGAUUAUUACUAUUAUGUUUCAAGUACGAAAGCAAAACAUUUUGAUUAUUAAUUGUAUUUCUAUUAGCACGUCUGAAUUUAAGCAGAACAAACAAACCCACAUUUCUUUCUGCCUAUAAACGGCGUUCGGGAAAAAUUUUUUUUUUCUUCUAUUUAUAUAUUUUAUAUAUUUUAUAUAUAUGUAUAUAU
This is a messenger RNA of Glossina fuscipes, 2756 nucleotides long. RefSeq names its product myb protein (gene Myb). The coding region runs from base 430 to 2283 and encodes 617 amino acids. Gene Ontology annotation, molecular function: RNA polymerase II cis-regulatory region sequence-specific DNA binding; DNA-binding transcription factor activity, RNA polymerase II-specific. Lineage: Eukaryota; Metazoa; Arthropoda; Insecta; Diptera; Glossinidae. Gene Ontology annotation, biological process: regulation of DNA-templated transcription. The record is from RefSeq and is a predicted model, not a curated record. The transcript is spliced from 2 exons. Gene Ontology annotation, cellular component: nucleus.